AUGCCCCCAUCUGAGCCAGAAUCUCUAUCUCAGACCACACUAAGUCACCUUAGGUGGAUUAUGCAGAAGGACUUGCUAGGACAAGAUGUCUUCCUCAUUGGACCCCCUGGUUCAUUCCGAAGAAACCUGGCCAUGAUGUAUCUGGAAGUGGUUGGGAGGGAGUGCGAGUACAUCUCUCUGUCUCGAGACGUGACGGACAACGACCUGAAGCAGAGGAGGGAGAUCACGAGGGGCAGUGCUGUCUACGUCGAUCAGUUUUGCAGAGAUAUUGAUGCAAAUCAAGUGAGAGAAAGUGACAAAGAGAAAGUGAAAGAAAUUGAAAAAGAGAGAGUGAGAGAAAGUGAAAAAGAAAGAGUGAGAUGUGCAGUGAGAGCCGCCAUCGAGGGGCGUGUCUUAAUUUUGGAGGGAAUCGAGAAGGCAGAAAGGAACGUGCUGCCUGUUUUGAAUAAUCUCCUGGAGAAUCGAGAGAUGCAAUUGGACGAUGGGAGGUUCCUGAUGGCUGCCGACCGAUAUGAUAGGCUCUUGAAAGAAAAUACGCCUGACCAAUUGGAGUCAUUAAAACUAGUCCGAGUUGAUCCUAAUUUCCGCGUUAUUGCCCUUGGCUUGCCUGUUCCUCGUUACCGUGGCAACCCCCUUGACCCCCCUCUAAGGUCAAGGUUUCAGGCCAGGGAUGUGCACAGCUGGGAGAACUUGGAAUUGUUGAAGAGGAACAUGUCAGCCAACAUUCCCCUUGAUGUACUGACCCGCAUGCUAUCAGUGGGACUGGCCCUGACCACUACCGACAGCAGAAACUCCGGCCUACCAGAUUUCCCCGUUGACAACCUCGCCUGCAUACCUCACAUUUUGAGGCAAGCACCUGACUUCGACCAGUUGAAGAUGUUCAAGAUGAUGUACCCCUACACGUGCAUGCUCAACAAGGAAGGACAAAAUAUAAAACAAAUUAGAACAGAACGUAUUUGA
Messenger RNA from Helobdella robusta, 960 nucleotides. RefSeq lists its product as hypothetical. Gene Ontology annotation, molecular function: ATP hydrolysis activity; ATP binding. Lineage: Eukaryota; Metazoa; Annelida; Clitellata; Rhynchobdellida; Glossiphoniidae. The record is from RefSeq and is a predicted model, not a curated record. The transcript is spliced from 11 exons. Bases 1 to 960 code for a protein of 319 amino acids. Gene Ontology annotation, cellular component: cytoplasm.